CGCCCAGCCACGGUGAGGGCAGGCGACCGCGUCCCGAGGGGAGGCGGUCCGCGCCCCGCCAACCGCCCGGGCCCCGCCCUCGUUCCCUGGGAGACGGCGACGCCGAGCCGCGGGCGACAUGGCGGCGUCGGGGCAGGAAGAAGACCAAGAUCAGGAUGCCAAAGGUGGAAAGAAGAUUAUUAAUCGGACAUUUCUUCCUCUUUCCCAAAUUACUGCUUUGUCAGAACAAGAUGUAGAAGGAGUUCAAAAAAAGCUGGAAGAAUUUCUGAAUUUUAAACAGUUAAAGACUUCUUUGAAAGAAGCUAUUUUGCUAGAUUAUUAUACUGCAGGAUUUUGGUGGGCUAAAGAAAUGAACUUCAGUCUUAUACAGCUCUCAGGAUUCAUGGAUCUAUUAAAUUUCCUGUUGGAGAACCUCAGUGACAAACAUAUGACCUUAGGAGAUAAUUUAAAAGAACUUGGAAGAGCAAUGGCUGGAAUAGGAGAAACGGAUUCAGAAAGAAGCGGUGACUUGAAUUUCUUCAGCAUUGAGGAAGCCAAAGCAAUCAUCGAUUACUUAAAUAUCAGCUUAUUUAAACACUAUAAACUAUAUGAAUACCUCUUCCACAGUCCUGGAGAAGAAUUUGUGAUAAGUAACGAGAAUGUGAUUGAACUUGCCCAACCUGCAGUUCCCCCUGUCCCUGCUCUGCUGGAAGAAGGCAUACCUUUGGAUAUCUGUUCGUCAUUCAUGAUAUCGCCAACAGCUGCAGAGCCAGAAUCUAAGGAUUCUGAUCAAGAGGGUUACCUGGAAGAGCCCUGUCCAGAGGUAGAGUCCUUCGAGGCAGAUGCAGUGCCCGGUGUCACUGCUGAAGAUCAGAAGUCCACAGCGUGUGAAAUCCCAAAUGAAAUUGUUGGCAACCUUGAGGCAGAGAUAAAUGAAAAGCUGCAAAUGCAAGCAGCAGCUUAUACUUUGAGAAAAGAAAAAUUAAAAAGUCCUAAAUAGCCAGAUAAGAAAGGUGAUGGUGGAUUUUGCAGUAGGGGAUGGCGCACACAGAAGACUGGCUCCCUGCCUGAACGUAAUUAUUUUUGUAUAAAGAAAAAUGGUUCUGUUAGCAUUUACCUAGAUAGAAAUAGUUCAUCCUAGUUCCUCAGAUUUACUGUGUUCUGCCAGUGUUGUUAUUUGUUUAAACUUAAGUAGAAGAUUAUAAACAGAAGGAUAUGUAAUUAAAACAUGUUGAAGUUCAGUUUAUUUCUGAACAGAAAUCCUAAUUUAAAAAAAAAAAUUGCUGUAGUUUCAUUCUCUUUCCUUUUUCCAGUUGUGAAAUAUUUAACAGUUUCUGCUUUACACCUAUGGGGUUUUGUUGGGAUAUUUUGCUAGAAAGAGAGAAAUCAUCGUUUCGAGGCACUGCAGAUAUAAUAAUGAGAGAAUUUAAUUAACAUGUAAUUACACACUUUUCACUAUAGUUAUUCAUUAUUAAUAUGUAUGUUAUUUCAUUUUAAAUUGCUUCCUAACUUUAAAACAAAUUUAAUAUCUUACACUUCUUUAUUUCCACCAUAUUAAAAUUGCAUAAAUGAAGAGCUUGCCCUUUUACACUAUUCCCAAGAAGAGUUCCUUUUGAUUUCAGUGGAAAUUUUUCUGGAAUGCAUGUAAUCUUUCAUCUGAGAAUGUUUCCAUAUUUUGUCAGACGUUAUAGAAAUGUUUCAAACUCAAAAGGAAUCUAACCAAAUAAAUGACCUCAGAAGAACCGGUUUAACAUCUAUGUUUCAAAAUCGGAGCCUGUACUAAUUGUUGUGUUACAGCACUCUGUGCCCUAGAAAGCAUGUUGAAUACAAGUCACGCUUUCAAGCAUGAAGGCUGGUUUG
Molecule: messenger RNA, 1839 nt
Organism: Grus americana (Whooping crane)
Lineage: Eukaryota; Metazoa; Chordata; Aves; Gruiformes; Gruidae
Gene: CABCOCO1
Product: ciliary associated calcium binding coiled-coil 1
Exons: 8
Coding region: 119-979 (286 amino acids)
Source: RefSeq, a predicted model, not a curated record